CAGGAUUCAAUGCAGACUGCAGACGCAUCCACAACAAAUUAUUUAACGUUGCACAGGAUAUCCGUGUGUCUUUUAGCACUGAAAACAUCAGUAUAUCAGUUCAGAGAGGGAAAAGUUAAUUAGCACCAGAAACAUCAACAUUAUCCACCCUUUCUCAAAAUUGAGAAAUGACAGAUCGAGCAAACAACUUCCCCCCUCUGCCGAAGUUUCUUCGCAUAAAGCCAUGUUUUUACCAGAAUGUGGACGAGGAAAUUCCGCAACCUCACUGCCAGCUUGUGCGUCGUGUUUACAAUCUUUGGAUCUUAUACUCUAUCACACUUUGUGUUAAUGUGGUGGCCUGCAUAGCCUGGUGGGCCGGAGGGGGUGGAGCGAUCAACUUUGGCUUUUCUAUCCUCUGGCUGCUGGUUUUCAGCCCAUGUAGCUAUACCUGCUGGUUCAGGCCGCUCUAUAAAGCAUUCAGGGCUGAUAGUUCCUUCAACUUCAUGACCUUCUUCUUCAUUUUCUUCCUGCAAUGUGUUCUCGCUUUCAUCCAGAGUCUUGGAAUAUCAGGUUGGGGUGCAUGUGGUUGGAUUGCCACAGUGAUGUUUUUCAGCACGAAUGUAACCUCUGCUAUAUUCAUGCUCAUCUGUACUCUGCUCUUUACCGUAGUUACGGUUCUCAUGGGACUUGUUCUCAUCAAGGUCCAUCGACUAUAUCGUGGUGGAGGAGGCAGUUUACAGCGGGCGCAGGAAGAGUGGAGCACGGGUGUGUGGAAGAACGCCCCUGUGAGAGAAGCCGGAUUCAACGCCAUCUCUGAAACUGGCCCCAGCCUGCCCCAGUAUCCAGCCGCUGUGCCCAACUACCCAGAGAGUGGACCCUGGUGAUACCUUUUCUGAACUACAGAUGGAGCAAGAGCACCACUGUUUGUCUUAACGUCAAAGGGGCGGUUUGCAGAGGGACGUUACCAAAUAUUUUUGUGCAGAGAAUGUAAGAAAACUCUUCAGCCAGAUCACAGACUUGUGAAUGGUUAUUUUGCUUUUGUACUUUUUUUUUUUUUUUAUAUAUAGCAAAAAGAUUUAAUGUUAAUCACUCCUUAAAAGAAUGUGUAUAACAUUUUUUUUUUUUGAGCUAUAAAGAGUAGAUCUCUUGAACACUGACUUAAAUAGAAGUGAAUGACGAUCGAAAAUGUGUCAAAACCCUGUUCUGGGUGCAAAUUCUGAGAGAAACGCUAACCAGAAGGUUAAAUUACCAAUCAAAAUAGGCAAACUGCUCCUUUAAAGACAUCUCAACACAUACUACCCUCACACUGACGGCAAAAUGGCAGAACAUUAGUUCAAAAAUAGAAAAAAAGGACACUGUUAUUUAAUAUUAAAUUGAUGAAUUCAUCAGAUGCCUUCAGUUCAUCUGAGCCUUGAUUUUUCUUGUCAUUGCAUU
Molecule: messenger RNA, 1413 nt
Organism: Rhinichthys klamathensis goyatoka
Lineage: Eukaryota; Metazoa; Chordata; Actinopteri; Cypriniformes; Leuciscidae
Gene: scamp4
Product: secretory carrier membrane protein 4
Exons: 7
Coding region: 168-863 (231 amino acids)
Biological process (GO): protein transport
Cellular component (GO): recycling endosome membrane; trans-Golgi network membrane
Source: RefSeq, a predicted model, not a curated record